Leptopilina heterotoma is the source of this 1569-nucleotide messenger RNA. Its product is annotated as speckle-type POZ protein B-like. Gene Ontology annotation, molecular function: ubiquitin protein ligase binding. The transcript has 2 exons. Lineage: Eukaryota; Metazoa; Arthropoda; Insecta; Hymenoptera; Figitidae. The record is from RefSeq and is a predicted model, not a curated record. Gene Ontology annotation, biological process: proteasome-mediated ubiquitin-dependent protein catabolic process; regulation of proteolysis. Gene Ontology annotation, cellular component: cytoplasm. The coding region runs from base 138 to 1190 and encodes 350 amino acids.
CCAUACUUUUAUGUCAACUGCCCAACCCAACCCUGCUGAGUAAAAUUUUCGGUGUCAGAAGUUUCUCUAAACGCAUAAAAGACGCAUUUGUUACAUCUCAUUUGACACAGAGAAGUUUACAUUUAAAUACAAAAAUAAUGGAUGGAAAUAAUGUGAACAUUAUCUCGACGUUUGGUAAAGUAAACGAGACGAAGAAUUACUUUUCAAACUUAAAAUUUCAUCAUUAUGAACUUAGGUGGACGAUAGAAAAUUUUGAACUGCUUUGCAAAAGCUUUACAACAAUUGAAUCACCGAAAUUUCCAUCAAAGGAAGAAACUAAUUACCAGUGGUUUCUACAGUUGCAACCUACAGAACUAAAGCAAGAAAAUGAAGAUGAGUUUCACAUUUAUUUAAAAAAUACCAAUGAUAGUGAAGCACGUUAUACUGUUACAAUUUUAUUUUCCAACUAUAUAACACAACGAGGAUUUAAAAGAUCGCGUAUAAGUAAUUCUAAUAGUAUUCACUGGUCAAUAACUGGAUCUGAAUUACGUAAAAGGUUCGGCAAUGUUGCACUGAAAAAUGUGCUUGUCAUAUGCAAACUUAAAGUUUUUGAUUCACUCACAACGGUUGAGAAAGAACCGCUGAUUAAACGCAGAAAGUGUAAUAACGAUCUAAUGGAAAAUAUGACAAGUUUACUCGGUAAUGAAAAUUUCAAAGAUGUUAGGUUCAAAGUAGAGGAUAAGGAAUUCACAGCCCACAAAGCGAUACUUGUCAUUCAAAGUCCAGUUUUCGCUGCUAUGUUCAACAGUAAAAUGAGUGAAGAACUAACGUCGAUUGUUGAAAUAAAGGACAUAAAGCCGAAAACAUUUCAACAAAUGCUGAAUUUUAUCUACAAUGUGGAAAUAAAAGACUUGAACGAACUGGCACUAGAAUUAUUUCACGUGGCUUGGAGAUACAAACUGGAGGAAUUGAUGGCUAAUUGUAUUUCUAAAUUACUCGAAAAUUUAUCUUUAGAAACAGUUAUCAAAACACUUGAAAUGGCCGACUUCUAUUCACUCUCGGAUUUAAAGUCUAAAUGCUUAAAUUUCUUAUUAAAAGAAUGGGAUGUAAUUAAGGAGACAGAAGAAUUGAAAAAACUAAUAGAAGAUGAACCAUCCUUAGUAACUGAAGUUGUAAACAUACCUAAAAUGUUGAUAAAUAAGAAAAUUUAGAAAGUACAAUUCUUUACGUUUGCUCUGUUUUUUGUGAUUAAACAUUUUUUUUUUUUUACAAAUAUUACCAAAUAAUUAUUCAUCGCUGGUUUUAGUGGUGUGUAAACACAAAAAUAUAUCUAAAUAUAUACAAACUAUAAAUAUCUAGUUUUAGAACUAGAAUAGUUAUUAAAUCUUAAGUCCUUAUAGGAUCAGAAAUAUGAGAUAUUUCUUUUUGUAUUAAACAUUUUGUCCGCUUCUUUUUAUUAAUAUAAUUGUAUUGCUUAAACUCGAAAAAAUGUAAAAAAAAAGUGUUAGUGAUUUAAGCUAGGUACUUAGUUGUUUUGUAAGUCAAAUAAAAUUUAUAAAUUGUAAGAAAUAAAAAACUUUUUUAUUGAAA